Marmota flaviventris (yellow-bellied marmot) is the source of this 1598-nucleotide messenger RNA. RefSeq names its product one cut homeobox 1 (gene Onecut1). Gene Ontology annotation, cellular component: nucleus. Gene Ontology annotation, biological process: regulation of transcription by RNA polymerase II. Gene Ontology annotation, molecular function: DNA-binding transcription factor activity, RNA polymerase II-specific; RNA polymerase II cis-regulatory region sequence-specific DNA binding. The record is from RefSeq and is a predicted model, not a curated record. NCBI's taxonomy places the organism in Eukaryota, Metazoa, Chordata, Mammalia, Rodentia, Sciuridae.
CAGGGAGAGAGAGAGACACAGACCCACAGUGAGAGGAAGGAAGAAAGGCUACAGUCGCUGGCAGCCAAUGUGAAGACCGGACUCCGUGCGCUCCUCGCAGCCUCUGCCCGGCCACAUCGAUGUUGUGUCCGCCGCCCGCUCGCCGGGAUCACGAUGAACGCGCAGCUGACCAUGGAGGCGAUCGGCGAGCUGCACGGGGUGAGCCAUGAGCCGGUGCCCGCCCCUGCCGACCUACUGGGCGGCAGUCCCCACGCGCGCAGCUCUGUGGCACACCGUAGCAGCCACCUGCCUCCCGCGCACCCGCGCUCCAUGGGCAUGGCGUCCCUCCUGGACGGCGGCGGCGGAGGCAGCGAUUACCACCAUCACCACCGAGCCCCUGAGCACAGCCUGGCUGGUCCCCUGCACCCCACUAUGACCAUGGCCUGCGAGACUCCCCCAGGUAUGAGCAUGCCCACCACCUACACCACCUUAACCCCUCUUCAGCCGCUGCCGCCCAUCUCCACCGUAUCGGACAAAUUCCCCCACCAUCACCACCACCACCAUCAUCACCACCACCCGCACCACCACCAGCGUCUGGCGGGCAACGUGAGCGGUAGCUUCACACUCAUGCGGGACGAGCGCGGGCUGGCCUCCAUGAAUAACCUCUAUACCCCCUACCACAAGGACGUGGCUGGAAUGGGCCAGAGCCUCUCGCCCCUCUCCGGCUCGGGUCUGGGCAGCAUCCACAACUCCCAGCAAGGGCUUCCCCACUAUGCCCACCCCGGAGCUGCCAUGCCCACCGACAAGAUGCUCACCCCCAACGGCUUCGAAGCCCACCACCCGGCCAUGCUCGGCCGCCACGGGGAGCAGCAUCUCACGCCCACCUCGGCUGGCAUGGUGCCCAUCAAUGGCCUUCCUCCGCACCACCCCCAUGCCCACCUGAACGCCCAGGGCCACGGACAGCUCCUGGGAACGGCCCGAGAGCCCAACCCUUCGGUGACCGGCGCGCAGGUCAGCAAUGGAAGUAAUUCAGGGCAGAUGGAAGAGAUCAAUACCAAAGAGGUGGCGCAGCGUAUCACCACCGAGCUCAAACGCUACAGCAUCCCACAGGCCAUCUUCGCGCAGAGGGUGCUCUGCCGCUCCCAGGGGACCCUCUCGGACCUGCUGCGCAACCCCAAACCCUGGAGCAAACUCAAGUCCGGCCGAGAGACCUUCCGGAGGAUGUGGAAGUGGCUUCAGGAACCCGAGUUCCAGCGAAUGUCCGCGCUCCGCUUAGCAGCAUGCAAAAGGAAAGAGCAAGAACAUGGGAAAGAUAGAGGCAACACACCCAAAAAGCCCAGGUUGGUCUUCACAGAUGUCCAGCGUCGAACUCUACAUGCAAUAUUCAAGGAAAAUAAGCGUCCAUCCAAAGAAUUGCAAAUCACCAUUUCCCAGCAGCUGGGGUUGGAGCUGAGCACGGUCAGCAACUUCUUCAUGAACGCAAGGAGGAGGAGUCUGGACAAGUGGCAGGACGAGGGCAGCUCCAAUUCAGGCAACUCAUCUUCUUCAUCAAGCACUUGUACCAAAGCAUGAAGAAAGAACCACAAACUAAAACCUCGGUGGAAAAGCUUUAAAUAAAA